AUGGAACACAUCCGCACGCCCAAGGUUGAAAACGUCCGCUUGGUAGAUCGAAUAUCUUCUAAAAAAGCAGCCCUCGGUACUUUGUAUUUGACUGCCACUCACGUCAUAUUUGUGGAAACCGCACCUGAUGCAAGGAAAGAAACAUGGAUUCUCCACAGUCAGAUCGCCACCAUCGAGAAACAGGCAACGACAGCUACCGGGUGCCCUCUACUGAUUCGCUGCAAGAACUUUCAGCUCUUACAGCUCGUCAUCCCGCAGGAAAGGGACUGCCACGACGUGUACAUCUCUCUCAUCCGCCUCGCGAGGCCAGUGAAAUACGAGGAGCUAUACUGCUUUUCAUUCAACCCCAAGCUGGAUAGAGAAGAAAGGGAGCAAGGCUGGAUGCUGAUCGAUCUCAGCGAGGAAUACAAGCGAAUGGGCCUCCCUAAUAAUUAUUGGCAGCUCAGCGACAUGAAUAGAGAGUAUAGGGUCUGUGACUCCUACCCGACCGAACUGUACGUUCCCAAGUUGGCCACGGCACACAUCAUAGUGGGGAGUUCCAAGUUCCGGAGCAGACGGCGAUUUCCUGCCCUUUCUUACUACUAUAAAGAUAACCACGCCUCCAUCUGCCGGAGCAGCCAGCCUCUGUCCGGCUUCAGCGCCCGCUGCCUGGAGGAUGAGCAGAUGCUGCAGGCCAUCAGGAAGGCCAACCCGGGAAGCGACUUCAUUUACGUCGUGGAUACUCGGCCCAAGCUUAAUGCGAUGGCAAAUCGUGCUGCAGGGAAAGGCUAUGAGAACGAAGACAAUUAUUCCAAUAUCAAGUUUCAGUUUAUCGGGAUAGAGAACAUCCAUGUCAUGAGGAGCAGUCUGCAGAAAAUGCUGGAAGUGUGUGAACUUAAAUCUCCCUCCAUGAGUGAUUUUCUGUGGGGACUGGAGAACUCUGGCUGGUUGAGGCACAUUAAGGCCAUCAUGGAUGCAGGAGUCUUCAUCGCAAAGGCAGUUUCAGAGGAAGGGGCCAGCGUGCUUGUCCACUGUUCUGACGGCUGGGACAGGACCGCUCAGGUGUGCUCGGUGGCCAGCCUCCUCGUGGACCCUCACUACCGGACUCUGCAGGGCUUCAUGGUACUAAUUGAAAAGGACUGGAUUUCCUUUGGUCAUAAGUUUACUCACAGAUACGGCAACCUAGAUGGUGAUCCCAGAGAAAUCUCUCCAGUUAUUGACCAGUUCCUUGAGUGCGUCUGGCAGUUAAUGGAACAGUUUCCCUGUGCCUUUGAGUUCAAUGAGAGGUUUUUGAUUCACAUUCAACAUCACAUCUAUUCCUGCCAGUUUGGGAACUUCCUAUGUAAUAGCCAGAAAGAGAGACAAGAACUCAAAAUUCAAGAAAGAACAUACUCUUUAUGGGCUUACCUGUGGAAAAAUCGGGCUGACUACUUGAAUCCCCUGUUUAGAGCUGAUCACAGUCAGACCUGGGGAAUCCUUCAUCUCCCCACGGCGCCGUGCAACUUUAUGUUUUGGAAUGGAAUGUAUAAUCGCUUUGAGAAGGGACUGCAGCCUCGACAGUCAGUCACAGAUUACCUCAUGGCCGUGAAGGAGGAAACUCAGCAGCUGGAGGAAGAACUUGAGGCCCUGGAAGAAAGGCUGGAAAAAAUUCAGAAAGUGCAGUUAAAUCGCACUAAGGUGAAGAGCAAGCAGAGUGAGCCCAGCAAGCACUCAGGGUUUUCUACCUCGGACAACAGCACGGCCAACACGCCGCAGGAUUACAGCGGCAAUGUGAACUCCUUCCCAUCCAGGAGCCCCUCCCAGGGCGAUGAGGAUUCCGCUCUGAUCCUCACCCAGGACAACCUGAAAAGCUCAGACCCAGACCUGUCCGCCAACAGUGACCAAGAGUCGGGGGUGGAGGAUCUGAGCUGCCGCUCCCCUAGUGGCGGGGAGUGUGCGCCGGGCGAGGACAGUGGCCGGGACCGGGAUUCCGACGAGGCCGUGUUUCUCGCCGCCUGA
Molecule: messenger RNA, 1977 nt
Organism: Rangifer tarandus platyrhynchus (Svalbard reindeer)
Lineage: Eukaryota; Metazoa; Chordata; Mammalia; Artiodactyla; Cervidae
Source: the annotation of a GenBank genome assembly